UUCCCACUCCCUUGCCACAGUAAGAAGCUAGCAGGACGGAGGUAACAGCUGUGAGCGCGAAACACUGCUAUACCCUGAUUGGAUUUAACAAAAGAAUCGAAUAUUUAUAGCCAGACGCACAUCAUAAUACACUGAAUAGUUUUACAAGAAUCAAAUUCAGCAAGCAGUGGUUUACACAUCGUGAAGUUUCUAAGUAGAAGAAAUCAAUAAUCGUGUUAAACGCUGGCAUCCGUUCCCGUUGCGUUAUGCGAAUGUAAAAGGGACAGAGACAGCUUGCUAUAGUCAUAUUGCUGAAAGUCGCCUAAGCGAUAAAAUAUAAAUAUUGACGUCCCCUUGUCGAUUGACUACAGGAGCUAAUAAAGAUGGGUGGCGGCGGAGAUAUGAAAUGGCAGAAGGAUGCUGCGGACCAAAAUUUCGAUUACAUGUUCAAAUUGCUCAUCAUAGGAAACAGUUCCGUGGGAAAGACCAGUUUUCUGUUUCGGUACGCUGAUGACUCCUUCACUUCAGCUUUCGUGUCGACCGUAGGGAUUGACUUCAAGGUCAAAACGGUCUUCCGUCAUGACAAACGAGUUAAACUUCAGAUAUGGGACACCGCAGGACAAGAACGUUACCGUACUAUCACCACGGCGUAUUACAGGGGAGCGAUGGGCUUCAUUCUAAUGUAUGAUAUUACUAACGAAGAAAGCUUCAAUAGCGUUCAAGAUUGGGUGACACAGAUAAAGACAUAUUCGUGGGACAAUGCGCAAGUUAUCCUGGUGGGAAAUAAAUGUGAUAUGGAAGAAGAGAGGGUUGUCAGUCAAGAACGUGGACGGCAGCUGGCUGAGCAGUUGGGCGUCGAGUUCUAUGAGACCAGUGCUAAAGAGAAUAUUAACGUUAAGGCGGUGUUCGAACGACUGGUUGAUAUAAUCUGCGACAAAAUGUCGGAGAGUCUGGACUCGGAGCCCGCGAUGCUAGCAGGUGGCGCUCGCGGACAACGUCUCACAGAACAACCGCAAGGCAACAAUAAUCCUGCUUGUAAUUGUUAAUAGAACAAAUUUCAACCUGACAUACAUAACCUUGGACAUACUGGAAUUGAAUUCUUAAGACCGUCCAUGAGGUCUUAACAAUUCUUCAGGAAUUCUCAAUCUAGCAUCUAUUACUUUGUAUACACUUGACUACCAACAGCACUUUAUUGAAUAAAGAUCCAGAAUCGAAAAUGGGUUGUCAAGGAACUAUUUUUGGUAAAUGUGUUCGUUUAUUAAAGUAUUAAAAGAGUUCCUCAAAAUGUCCGCCAAGAUCUUAUUUCUUUCUUAUAUAUUUCGCAAUUAUUCAUCUUAAAAUUGCAGAAGAACAUUCUGCAGUUUCAAAAUUAUUUCUUAUAGAUUUUAAUCAUAAUUAUUACUUUUAAAUUAGAAAGUAAAUCUAUUUGAAUAUAUUGUUAAAAUUGAUUAACAAUAUGAAAUGUUUAUGUAUUAGUAUUAUUAAUUUAGGUAUUAGGUAGUAUUUAUUGCGAGCUGGAGUAGGGAUCUGAUACUACUAUAGAAUAUAAAAAUCUUUUUGAAACGCUUUUAAAAUGUUGCGUCUACUUAAUUUUAAUUUGUAUUUAAUUUAAGUGAUUUACCUUUUUAAUAUUUUAAGUAUUACAACGAUUUGUAGUAGUAAGAUUAUUUUUAAGUUAUGCUAAAUAAUAGUUUGCGCGGUAAGCUUUAUGCUUAAUAUUUUUGAAGAGUAUCAAAUAGACUUGUGGAUUUUGGACCAAAGUCAUUUUUUUCAGCUUAUUUACAAAUACAUUGAAAAUAUUUUCAUCAAAGCGCAAAAUAUUUUUAGACAUGAUUUAAAAACUUGACAUUUCAGGUGAUUUUGUGAUAAUUCCAUUUUAAUUUAUAAAUUAUAAUAAUUUCUUUGUUUUCUGUAUAUUUAUAUUAAAUGCGUUAUUUCAUCUAUAAUAGUUUAAGAGCUUAAAAUAAAUGUUUUCACAUAUUUUUUGUGUAUUUGUAAAUGCACAAAACUAUAAAUGAAAAAUUAUUGUUAGUACAUAUGAUGAAUGUAUGCCCUGGCUCUAUGUGAAGAUAAAUUUCGUUGCUUCGUGUUAGAUGUCAAAAUUUAGCAAAUGUGAAAUUAUAAUAAUAAAAUAAAAAAAAAUGUAAUUUAGAAGUUAUUUAUGUAAUAAUAAUCCUCAGUGUGUUUUUAAAAUCCAUAUUAAGAUGAAAAGCUUUUUAAACGAUCUUGGCCUGGCGUAUAAACAGACAGAUUUUUUGUCUAUAUAUUGCUAUCUGUAAUAGUGAUUGUAAAUAUGUUUUAUCAGUGUAUAAAGAAACUGUAUAGUAUUAUAUCUACUUACUAUAACGUCGGUUUGUAUUCUUGUUAACUACUAUGCUAUGAAAUUAAUGUAACGAUAGGUGUUCAUUCGAUCGCAAUCGUUUGAUCAAGAAACAUAUGGUAUAUCUGUCAUUGAUUACUUAACUGCUACGUCAUUAAAUCAUUAUAAAACUUAUAUAAACGUAUUAUCUAGAAUUCAAUGUGUAUCUAUCAUGUUGAUGUAUCGUUAGACUUAUUGUGUAGAAGACAUAGACAAUACAAUUUAUAUAUCAAAUUAUGUUGAUACUGAGCACAUUAUUUUUUAGACUAAGUAUCGUAUUAGUUGUUUAUCUUUCGUCUAUGAUCGUCUCUGGACUAUAUACGUAUUGUUCAAGGUAUCUUGGAUCGUACAGAUCUGUUUAAUUUAAAUGUAUUUUAAAAAUAAAAAAGUAACUAUUUAUGAAAAAAAAUUAAUAUACCACAGAUUAAAUGAUACAGAUUAAAAUUUUUACUGAAAACAAUUAUAUGAUACAAAAUUAACUUACGAAAUAUUCGUUGCCUUUUUUUAAUCUGUUAUAAAAAAGUUAACAAUGACAUCAUUCAAAUUUGUCUCUAUAUUUUGCAACCAGAUCUAAAAUUAUAUUUUAAACUAUACGAGUCAAUUGGGCGUUUAUUACCUUUUACACAUUUCAAAAUAAAAUAUAUUUGGGGAAAGAAGUAAAUUGUAAGGAAAGGAUAUCGGAUAAAGUGUUGGAAUUAGUAUAUUUAAUGUGUGGAGUCUUAGCAGGGCAUGAAAUGGCAUAUCGUAGUGAACGGCUUUAGUAAUUACUUUACUAUGUUGAACUAAGUUAUUUGUGAGACAAAACAGACCGAAUAUUGUUUAAAAACGAAAAAGUAACACAGAAAUUUAUAAAAUUAUUGAAGAAGUAAAACUAUGAAAUUUAAUUGU
Molecule: messenger RNA, 3226 nt
Organism: Vanessa tameamea
Lineage: Eukaryota; Metazoa; Arthropoda; Insecta; Lepidoptera; Nymphalidae
Gene: Rab3
Product: ras-related protein Rab-3
Exons: 7
Coding region: 363-1025 (220 amino acids)
Biological process (GO): protein secretion; protein localization to plasma membrane; regulation of exocytosis
Cellular component (GO): plasma membrane; synaptic vesicle; endosome
Molecular function (GO): GTPase activity; myosin V binding; GTP binding
Source: RefSeq, a predicted model, not a curated record